Amoebophrya sp. A25 is the source of this 5034-nucleotide messenger RNA. Lineage: Eukaryota; Dinophyceae; Syndiniales; Amoebophryaceae. The record is from the annotation of a GenBank genome assembly.
CUCGACCGAAAAGGAUAUGGUGUAAGUUUCGAAAAUAGUGCAUUUAAGGCUAGUUGUAAGUAAGCAUGAGUAUUGGAUAGCGCUGUGACCACCACUCUGAAGAAUACUUACUAAUUGUUCGUUGAUGCUUGAAGAUAUAACUCCAGACAUUGAUGACGUAUUCUUCUUGAACAAGCAAUUUGUAGUCCUCCAACAAGCACAUCUACAUCAUAGCCGUCAAAAAUAUUAUGAAACCAGCUAUUCGAUGUUGAAAAAAUGUUGUCAUCGUCGUUGAAAGAGAGGUGCCGUGAAUUCUUCAUCCAGCUUGUCACGAGUGCGAGCCGCUACCGCUCGUCGACCGAAGAUGCCGAAGGACAGACUGAGAGGACAACGGCCUCCUCCAAUAUAAGAACCUCCGUCGACCGAAAUUGUGUCAUUAUAUGCGAUCAAGGGAGUCUUCGCGCACUCAAUUCCUUUUGCCGCCUUUCGGACCUCUACGAAUGUGGUGUGACAAGCGUGGAAGCACUAGAGCGCGAACGGCAGCCAUUGCCCACGUUAGACGCCAUCUACGUCUUCGAUCCAGAGGAUGCCGACGCACUGUCAAAAUUGAAAAACGUACUUUCUGUUUUUCUACUGGGGUCUUCUUAUACAUAGUUAUACAACAUAUAAUAAUUAGAAUAUUAAAUAGAAGUACUACUACUACUUCUACUAGGUGGAAGACAGAGGAUUUGGAAUAUUAUUUUUCAAUAGAUAUCGACUUUUUCGCUCCUGGUAUUAUACAAGGUAGCAGCGACUUCCCUUCAUCCCUUGACCACAAACUUCUGCCUAGCUCUACUAUCAUGGAGACAUAGGAUAGGGAUUGAGAUCGACUUUACAUGUUGUUGACUCUGCUACUCAACUUUCCACAAACGAUCCAGGAUUUUGAUGGCAAGCGCGUUCAACACGAGAAUAUCCAUCUUGUGUUGAGCCGACCCGCGGCGGAAAACGUUUUUCGCGAUUUCAGCACCAACGCAAAUCUAGCACCUCACAUCCGCUCCCUUCGGGAGGUCCCGAUUUUGCAAUUCCUCGUUUUCCAUCGAAACGUGUUCCAUUUUGACUUGUCUGGAGGCUUGCGGAACCCCAAACUCGAGAAAAGCCUGGCCGCAGCGGGCAGAGGCAAUCGGCACGAUGGCAGAGCCGCAGGAGGCGGGUCUCUGGAUCCGUACAGCAUUGCUGUUACUGUCGGCAAUGCGGUCACGUCUUCGUCCUAUGAGCAAAACAAGGACCAACAAACAGAAGAAGAAGGUCUGUUGACACGACGAUCGAUCAGUCUUUUGCCUGGAGUUUCGCAGUUUUAUCCGCGUUGCGCGGACUGGCGCUUCCAGCAGACCUUGAAAUCGUUGCACUCUCUCCUGAUGGUCAUUGGCGCACCGAGCAAUGUAGUUCUCAAGUACCAGCGAAAUUCAGUCGACAACGUAUGCGAGAUGCUGGCGAGAAGGCUGAGUCGGCAGAUCAACAACUCUGCAAAUCCAAGUGGAAACGUUAGUACUAGUGUUGCCGGAUUCGUCGGCUCCCGAGAUCAUCAUGAUAGGGGCAGAGCAGCAACAUCAGGUUCGUACCAGCGUGGCGGAAGCUCAGGUAGCAGAUCGGGCUCCCGCGGAAGAAACGCAUCAUCUGCAAGAACCGGUGGAGUCGCUAUGUCGAUUGGUGGACGAGCCUCUAAUGAUGGUGAAACCGUGGCCAUCAUCGUCGACCGCACUUACGAUCUAGCAGCCUGUCUAGUGCACGAAUACACGUACGAAGCGCUUGUAUACGACGUGCUCGACCUACCGCAUUACGGCCUCAAUGUCGAGACCGGCGUCAUAGUAUGAAAAAAGGGUUUCAUUUUCUUCAGAAUCAGAUUGUAGUAGUAAUAGUGGUCAGGGUAGCAAUCGUCGGGGCAAGCUGCCGCAUAGGUUCGAAUCACCACAAGUAGUAAUUGUAAUAGUAGUUGUACUCGUAGCCGUACUAGUUGUACCUCCCGUUCUUUGGACUAUUUAUUUUGUGAAAAAAGUUAAAGUUUUUGUUUUUCAGUUUCUUUUUACCUCCUUCAUGAGUAUCGCACUCGAAAAAUGUCGCCUCAAUGGGCGGUUCCAGUUCAUCGGGUGGAGAGCCGCAGAGCGAUGAGGUUUUGUCGGACGACCUGUGGGAGCAACUCGGAGGGGAGCAUUUUGUCGACGCCCAAGGCUACGUUUUUGCGGAGGCGGCAAAAUUGUCGGAGCAGUUUUCGGGAUUGAGCAAGCUAGAAAAGCAUGGUCUCUCAAACAUGACAACGGAAACUCUUGCGCAAAUGGUGCGGGAACGGCCACAGUAUCAAGAGCUCUUGCGUUUAAGGGUCGACGCAGUAAUUCAUAUCUACCGUGAUGUGCGUGUAUCUUGCUCUCCGUCUCCCUUCUUCGUAGCAUCUGAGAAGAUGAGCGUAGUGGACGUACUUAUAAUAUAAAUAUUUAUAAAUGGUGAUGAGUCCUACCACGUACUACGUUGUUCGUUUUCACCUCCACAAUCUUAGGCCUAUCCCAUGGCCAUGCAGCAAUAUACCUAUGAAUAUGAAUCAAUGUGUAUGUGACCGCUAAUGCGCAAGUAUCAUUUCCAUGUGGAUCUCUUCGAGAAAGCGGCACACCAGCUGAACGAUGACAAGAUGAUGGGAAACAAAAUCGAUCUCUGUGUGUUUGAGCAGGAUCUCGCAUGUGGCGUAGACCGAGAAGGAAGAGAAAUGAAAACCAUUCGCUACGUCUCAGUGUUGACUCAGCUUUUGACAGAUCCCGGUUUGGAUCUGUGUCCGGAAGUGAAGCUUCGACUCUUGUUGCUAUACUUCUCGGUUAUCGGAAAUGUACCAGACUCGGGGAGAAGGCAACUGAUGGAAGCUGCGCGUCUAAGGGACACUGAGCAGCGCUGCAUUCUCAACUUACUGGAAAUGACGCGGAACCAGAAUCAGCAGUUAUCAAACCAAGGAGCAGGCGCAGGAGGAGGAGCAGUGGUAUGAAGAGAGUUUAGACAUACAAGCACGCACUAGCAGGAAACAAGCAAGAUUACCUCCCUUGUACUAGAGCAGCACGCUAAGGACUCCUUAGCCUGGAAAUUCUGAACCCUCAGAGGAAACAGCUGUUCUCUUUUAGAGCUUGCAACUUCUACAUCCUAAACCGACACUUUCACUUAACAUCAACAAUAAGGCGUCCACAGAGAUGCUACUACAUCAUCAUCAAAAAUUGGAAGUAUGAAACCCAAGUUGAUCCACCUUUGUUCAGUGUAUUACAGGAGUAAAGUUAGUACACUCAGAAGAUGAAGAGCAUCGAAAUCGAUUUUAUUCUUUUGUUGAUGGUGUUCAUCUUCGUCUUGGCUUCAUAUUUGAUGACUUCGCCCCCUUCAUCAAUUUCGACCUCGUUGAUGGGUAAAAUGGCGAGUCGUGGUGCCGUAGUUAUGCCCGCCGCCAAAGGUCGGGACAACGCGCCUUUUCACCGCGCCACGCCCAAGGAGAUCAAGAAAUUUCGGCAAAUUGCGAAGUCUGCACGCUUCGACAUGUCUCGCUUUGAACCUAAGGUUCGCGAGCUCUGCGAAGGUCUCAUUACCGCAGGAGUUAAGGCUACCGCUGAAGCAUCCUCUUUCAACAUCAUCCUUGGCCCUUUUUUUUUACUUGAAAAACGCGCCAAGGACGCGCACUCAGGGCGGAUGCUACCGCGGCAGUUCCAAAGGAGGCUCUCUUCCGGAGACUGAGUUCGGAUCGAUUCAGUGCGGCAGCGGUGGCGGUGUCAGCAGCGGCCCCUCAGCAACUGUAGGCGCAGCUCUCGAGCAAGUGGAUCUCAGCAGUUGGGAUUUUUCGAGGGCAGACCAAAGUGGAGAUCGUGGCUCUACUGGUCAAGGUGCUGGCAGCACAGCUUCUAAUAGUAAGUUAAGAGUAACAAGUAAGUAUAUAAGUAACAAUAUGCAGCUUUUGGUGUUUGGUGUUUCUGCUACAGUUGGUUUUGCUUCUCUUAAGGGAGAGACGCCAAAUUAUUGCUCUUGGUGUUUCUGCUACAGUUGGUUUUGCUUCUCUUAAGGGAGUGGCGGGAGAGACCCAUAAGCAUAACUAACGAGGUAGAUGUAGACGAUCUAGCACCAGAGCCCGAUCUCUAAGUAAGCAGGGACUUCCGCCUCAUCUAGGAGGAGCUGGAGCACUGCAGCCAGGUGGGGCCGCGUCAUCCCCUGGAACUACGAGAGCAAGAGAAAAGAAAAUGCAGCUCGUUCUGUUCGUCCUUGGUGGCAUUUGCCUCAGCGAGGUCCGUGAAUUGGAAGCAUUAGAGCGCAAGUAUGGUGGUACAGUGAGCAUUCUAGUAGGGGGAAGCCAACUCUUGACGCCCAAGAAAAUGCUAGAAUUCCUCAAAGACGAUUACGCAGAUCUGCACCGGGGUGGCGGGGAUGGAAGCAUGUUCUGAGCAUAAAUUUAUAUUAUAAGUACAUGAUCAUUAUGUGGACUGGGGUAUCCUGCUUUCUGAUGAAGUAGACACCAGGAGGACACCAGUUCUGGAGUGUUUUGAUUUUUCUUUCAUCGAUCAGUGCAUUUGUUCUAGUUCUUCUCCUUCUUAUUUUGAGUGUAUGUGUAUCUAUGAGCAGGACCUCGUCUUCCUGUUGAUUCUCUGAGGUGUAUAUUAGGCACCCAGUAGAAAAAUGGCUCGGAUCGUCGCCGGGGAAAGGUCUCAACCCUGUUGGGGCCUUUUGUAGGCACAGUCGGCGGGCAUUACGCAUCCCUUUGCAGGAGAAAUUGUUGCUUCUGGCGGGGUUCAUCCGAUAAGAUCCAUCAUUGUUCUACUUAUGAGCCGUUGAUUAAGUUGCCCGUGGGGUUUCGGCUCUAGCUUUUCUGCGGCGAUGGCCGUUGUGCUUCAUCGUCUAGUAUUUUUAGCUGCCUGGCCGUUGUGCUUCAGGAUUCUCGCAGGGUAAUUAAAUGUUCUUAUUGCGAGGAAUAUAGACCCAGGUCCCAAAAAAAAAACAGUUGUCAGUGACAGCGUGAAUGAAUGAGUGAAACCUUGUUGAUACCUUGCUGGGUGGUGAUGCACCCUCGUUCAU